Molecule: messenger RNA, 1944 nt
Organism: Trypanosoma theileri
Lineage: Eukaryota; Euglenozoa; Kinetoplastea; Trypanosomatida; Trypanosomatidae
Product: trypanothione synthetase
Exons: 1
Coding region: 1-1944 (647 amino acids)
Molecular function (GO): ligase activity
Source: RefSeq, a predicted model, not a curated record
AUGACGACAACCGCAGCAGGCACCCACACCGCAUCUUCAGUGGGAUUGCCUUAUGGAGAAAUACAGGGAUAUGCUCCUGGGGGUAUUCCAGCCUACAGCAAUAAACAUGAUAUGUACUUUUCAGGAGAGCGGAGUAUUGAUAAAAAUCUCUUUUGUGGAUUUAAAUAUCAAUGUGUGGAAUUUGCCCGUCGAUGGUUGUAUGAACGUAAACUUCUUGUUCUUCCCGAUGUAGAUUGGGCUGUGCAUAUAUUUCAAUUAAAAGAAGUAGCCGAUGCCCGCACAGCGGAACCGGUACGUUGUGUUGCCAUUCGCAAUGGAACGAGUGAAAAACCGGUUGCCGAUUCUCUUCUAAUUUAUCCUUCCGAAGAAGAUAGUCCGGUGGGUCACGUUGCGGUAAUUACAGAAGUGGGAGAUGAUUGGGUUCGCAUUGCGGAUCAAAAUCAUCGUUUUCACAAGUGGGAAUCGGAUUACGCGGCUCAAAUUCCAUUAAAGUAUGAAAAUGGGAUUUGGACAGUGGAGGAUCAUGUUCAUUAUGGGAUUUUAAAUCCACUGGGAUGGGUAACCUUUCCAGAUACACCGGAUCGUGAACCCAAUGAACCACUUGUGCUUCAUCCAUCCCUAUAUUUUAAAACUCCAGAGAAACCAUAUUUGCGUCGAAUUACAUUUGUGCCGAAGAGAAAAAAGGAAAAUUGGUUAGAUCCUACAAAUGAUGCAGAAGCUUUAUUUAUUCAAACAUUUGGGACGGAUGUGAAAAGAGACGGUGAGGAAAGUGUAAGUUAUUAUCAAAUGAACAGGGAACUUUAUUUGGAUUGUACACGUUAUGGUAAUCAAUUACAUCAAUUUUUUCUUGAAGCUACUGAAACGGUAAUUGCAAGUGAUGAAAAAUUAACGUUAUUUGGUAUUCCAAAGGAAUUUUGGCCACGUAUUCGUCAUUCAUGGAAAACACAACAACAAUGUAUAACGGGAAGAUUUGAUUUUGCUUUUGAUGAAGAUAAACAAAUGUUUAAAUGUUUUGAAUAUAAUGCCGAUAGUGCCUCUACACUUUUGGAAUGUGGAGAUAUUCAAGAAAAAUGGGCCGACUCCAUUGGUUUAAACGAUGGCACUACAAGAAGUUCAGGCAGUUUUAUUGAAUCUCGUUUACAAUUGGCUUGGGAAAUGACAAAUUUAAAAGGUCGUGUUCAUUUCCUUGUGGAUAAUGAUAUUGAAGAAAAGUAUACCGCCACCUAUGUGAUGCAAGGGGCUCGAGCUGCAGGAUUGGAAACUAAAUUAUGUGUUCUCUUUGAUGAAUUUCACUUUGAUGAGAAUGGAAAUAUAAUAGAUGCGGAUGGAAUUCCUGUUACGGCUGUUUGGAAAACAUGGAUGUGGGAAUCCGCUAUUGCAGAUUACAAUAGAGCGCAACAAGAACGUGGACCCAAUUGGAAACCAUCCCCAACAGAAAAAGUUCGUUUAUGUGAUAUUUUAUUGGGAUCUAAUUGGGAUAUACGUGUGUUUGAGCCCAUGUGGAAGUUAAUUCCCAGUAAUAAAGCUAUUCUUCCUAUGAUUUAUGAUAAUCACCCAGAUCACCCUGCGGUAUUAAAGGCCAGUUAUGAAUUAACAAAUGACCUUCGACGUAGUGGAUAUGCAAAGAAACCCAUUGUGGGUCGUGUGGGUCGUAAUGUUACUAUUACUGAACCGACUGGAAAUGUAGCGGCGGAGUCUGGUGGGGAUUUUGGGGAUCGUGAUAUGAUUUAUCAGGAAUUAUUUCCAUUGCCUUGUAGAGAUGGCUAUCAUGCCAUUAUGGGCGGUUGGGUGAUUGGGGAUGUUUACUGUGGAACGGGUAUUCGUGAGGAUAAGAGUAUUAUCACUGGACUGGACUCCCCAUUCAGUGCACUGCGUGUUUAUAUUGGAAAGGUUCCACGAACGUUAAGUCAUGAAGAUCUGGAUGCUGAAGAGGCGAAUCCUUAA